Hibiscus syriacus is the source of this 359-nucleotide messenger RNA. RefSeq names its product serine/threonine-protein kinase SRK2H. The transcript has 3 exons. Gene Ontology annotation, biological process: intracellular signal transduction; protein phosphorylation. The coding region runs from base 31 to 336 and encodes 101 amino acids. NCBI's taxonomy places the organism in Eukaryota, Viridiplantae, Streptophyta, Magnoliopsida, Malvales, Malvaceae. The record is from RefSeq and is a predicted model, not a curated record. Gene Ontology annotation, molecular function: ATP binding; protein serine/threonine kinase activity.
CUGAUUUAUUUGUAAAGAAAGGAAAAAGAGAUGGAUAAGUACGAGACGGUGAAAGAUAUAGGAUCCGGGAACUUUGUCGUUGAGAGGUUGAUGCAUAACAAAGAAACCAAAGAACUCGUCGCUAUGAAGUAUAUCGACCGUGGACAAAAGAUUGAUGAGAAUGUGGCUAGAGAGAUUAUAAAUCACAGAUCGCUACAUCAUCCUAAUAUAAUUCGGUUCAAAGAGGUGAUUUUGACUCCCACACACCUUGCAAUUGUAAUGGAGUAUGCAGCUGGUGAUGAACUCUUUGAGCGAAUUUGCAACGCUGAACGAUUCAGUGAGGAUGAGGUUGGUUAGUUUUAGUUUCUGAAGCUUUUUAC